AUGGCUGCCAGCGCCUCGGCGGCCGAUCUCCAAAUCGAAGUUACCCACGAAGUCUCCUGCAACCGCAAGACCACCAACGGCGACACCGUCAAAAUGCACUAUCGCGGGACCCUCGCCGACACCGGAAAGCAAUUUGACGCUUCAUAUGACCGCGGCACUCCGUUGUCAUUUAAACUUGGAGCUGGACGGGUUAUCAAGGGAUGGGAUCAGGGCUUGUUAGAUAUGUGUGUCGGCGAAAAGCGCACGUUGACGAUCCCACCUGAGCUUGGAUAUGGUAACAGAGGCGUGGGCCCGAUUCCGGCAGGCUCGACGUUGGUGUUUGAGACCGAGUUGGUUGAGAUUGACGGCGUACCCAAGGAUGAAUUGUAA
This is a messenger RNA of Talaromyces proteolyticus, 369 nucleotides long. Its product is annotated as putative FKBP-type peptidyl-prolyl isomerase. The transcript is spliced from 2 exons. The record is from RefSeq and is a predicted model, not a curated record. Bases 1 to 369 code for a protein of 122 amino acids. Gene Ontology annotation, biological process: protein peptidyl-prolyl isomerization. Gene Ontology annotation, molecular function: peptidyl-prolyl cis-trans isomerase activity. Lineage: Eukaryota; Fungi; Ascomycota; Eurotiomycetes; Eurotiales; Trichocomaceae.